This is a messenger RNA of Rhea pennata, 894 nucleotides long. Its product is annotated as syntaxin-3-like. Gene Ontology annotation, biological process: intracellular protein transport; synaptic vesicle fusion to presynaptic active zone membrane; exocytosis. NCBI's taxonomy places the organism in Eukaryota, Metazoa, Chordata, Aves, Rheiformes, Rheidae. Bases 1 to 894 code for a protein of 297 amino acids. The record is from RefSeq and is a predicted model, not a curated record. Gene Ontology annotation, cellular component: synaptic vesicle; endomembrane system; SNARE complex. The transcript has a single exon. Gene Ontology annotation, molecular function: SNAP receptor activity; SNARE binding.
AUGAAGGACAGGUUGGAGGAGCUGCGGAUGCGAGUUAAAGAAGUGGGGGACCCCUGUGAUAUAGAUGAUAUCCUUGCCUUUGAUAAUCCUGUUUUCAGUGAAGAGGAGGCCAGUCCCAUGAGCAAGGUUUUCCAGGAGGGGUCUAACCUCUCUUUGGCCCUGGACAAGCUAGAGGAGUUAUCUGAUAGUAUUGACAAGAAGCAGCAGAAAGUGCUCUGCUGCACCACUGAGGAGAGCAUCUACGAGGAGAAGAAAGGGCUCAGCAAUAUGAAAGCCUCCUUCACCAACGAAGCUAAGGUCAUCCAGCCUCAGCUCAGUGCCAUUCAAGACAAGCUGGUCCGAGACAGCAGGCCGUGGUGCGCAGGGCAUCGCAUCCGCCAGAACCAGCUCUCCCUCCUGGUCAGGCGGUACCGGGAUGUCUUGAACAGGCAUUACACCAAGGAGACCCUCUAUGUCGGGAAACUGAAAGAGCAGAUCACGAGGCAGGCAGAGCUGGCAGGCUUGAGCCUGGGAGAGAAAGACGUUGAUGAGCUGGUAGAGAGCCCUGUUGCUCCCCGCAUCGUAGGCCGGGACCUGGAGGUGCUGAAGGCCAAGCAGCAUCUGGCCAUGGCUCAGGUGCGCCACCAGCAGCUGCUGGACCUGGAGGCUCAAAUCACGGAGCUACACUCACUCUUCUUGCAGCUGGAGGUGCUAGUGUCGGAGCAGCACGAAGUUAUCAACAAUGUGGAGCACUACAUGCUGCACACGCUAGACUACAUCUCUCAGUCCAGCGAGGAGGUGAAGAAAGCCCUGCAGUACAAGCGGCAGUCGCGGCUCUCAGCCGCGCUGGCAGCCGUGCUGAGCCUCUGCGCCUGCUGCACGUGCCUGUCGUGCCUGACGGGGACGGUCCGGUGA